Messenger RNA from Ilex paraguariensis (yerba mate), 1887 nucleotides. NCBI's taxonomy places the organism in Eukaryota, Viridiplantae, Streptophyta, Magnoliopsida, Aquifoliales, Aquifoliaceae. The record is from the annotation of a GenBank genome assembly.
AUGGAGACUUCCUGUGUGUUUGGCAACGGGUUUCAGCAUAUCCUCACCCGCCCUUCACCCAUAACCUCCUCGGUUUCCAAUCCCAGACCUAACAAGAAGUCUCAAUCCACCGGUGCGAUUACUCCUUCUACCACAUCUACUAUUCUCCGUGAGCCUUUCAGUAGACCCACAAAUGCCUCGACCACACGCUCAAGACAUCAUCUGUCAGUUUCCUAUAAAGCAAGACAAUCUGCUAUUCUUGAUAUUCAAGAGUCCUCUGAUUUGGACUCUGCUCUUGCAAGGUCAGGAAGGAUGCUGAGAGUGCAAGAUUUGAAUGUUAUUUUGCGCCAUUUUGGGAAGCUUAACAGGUGGCAGGAGCUUUCUCAGGUUUUUGAUUGGAUGCAGCAGAAUGGAAAGACUAGUAUUGCUUCUUACAGCAGUUAUAUAAAGUUUCUGGGGAAUAGCCUUUAUUCAGUUAAGGCUCUGGCACUCUACAAUAGCAUAAAAGACAAGUCAACCAGGAAUAAUGUCUCUGUUUGCAAUUCUGUUCUUAGUUGUCUGGUGAGGAAUGGAAAGUUUGAAAACAGCAUCAAACUUUUUCAGCAGAUGAAAUAUGAUGGUCUAAUACCAGAUAUUGUUACAUACAGUACGCUACUUGCAGGCUGCACCAAAGCUAGGGGUGGCUAUGCUAAGGCAUUAGAAUUGGUUCAGGAGCUCAAGUGUAAUGGGCUGCGCAUGGACAGUGUAAUCUAUGGGAUUCUUCUAUCUGUCUGUGCAUCAAAUAAUCAAUGCAAAGAAGCAGAGAGCUACUUUAACCAGAUGAAGGAUGAAGGUCAUCCUCCAAAUGUUUUCCAUUACAGCUCUUUGCUCAAUGCGUAUUCAAUGGAUGGAAAUUAUGAGAAGGCUGAUGAGUUAGUUGAAGAGAUAAAAUCUGCAGGGUUAGUACCAAAUAAGGUUAUUUUGACGACUUUGCUGAAGGUAUAUGUUAGGGGAGGUUUGUUUGAAAAAUCAAGAGGACUGUUCAAGGACCUAGAAGCUCUGGGCUAUGCUGAAGACGAGAUGCCAUAUUGUUUACUGAUGGAUGGCCUUGCAAAGGCAGGACAUAUAUAUGAAGCCAAAUCAAUAUUCGAUGAAAUGAAGAAAAAAGCUGUGAAAACUGAUGGCUACUCUUACAGUAUUAUGAUUUCAGCAUUCUGCCGAAGUGGGCUUCUCGAAGAAGCAAAGCAAUUGGCUUGUGAUUUUGAAGCCGAAUAUGACAGAUAUGACGUGGUUAUUUUGAAUACAAUGCUAUGUGCAUACUGCAGAGCAGCAGAAAUGGAGAACGUAAUGAAAAUGAUGAAGAAAAUGGAUGAAUUAGCAAUUAGUCCUGAUUGGAAUACUUUCAAUAUUUUGAUUAAAUAUUUCUGCAAGGAGAGGUUGUACAUGCUUGCUUAUCGCACUAUGGAGGACAUGCACAGGAAAGGCCACCAACCAGAGGAGGAACUUUGUUCCUCCUUAAUUUUUCAUCUCGGUAAAAGUGGUGCCCAUUCAGAAGCAUUUUCUGUAUACAAGAUGUUGAGAUAUAGCAAGAGGACAAUGUGCCAGGCCCUUCAUGAGAAGAUUCUGCACAUUUUAAUUGCUGGACGACUUCUCAAAGAUGCAUAUGUGGUUGUCAAGGACAAUGCAAGGUUUAUAUCUCGGCCUGCUAUGAAGAAGUUUGCAACUUCAUUUAUGAAAUUGGGCAAUGUAAAUUUGAUAAAUGAUGUAAUAAAAGCUAUCCACAGUUCUGCCUACAAGAUAGAUCAGGAAGUAUUUCAUAUGGCCAUAUCUCGUUAUGUUGCACAUCCCGAAAGAAAGAACUGCUUCUCCAGUUGCUGCAAUGGAUGCCAGGUCAAGGCUAUGUUGUUGAUUCGUCAACAAGAAACCUAA